Messenger RNA from Solea senegalensis (Senegalese sole), 5139 nucleotides. It is a transcript of the gene scyl2, whose product is annotated as SCY1 like pseudokinase 2. The record is from RefSeq and is a predicted model, not a curated record. The transcript is spliced from 19 exons. NCBI's taxonomy places the organism in Eukaryota, Metazoa, Chordata, Actinopteri, Pleuronectiformes, Soleidae. Gene Ontology annotation, biological process: protein phosphorylation. The coding region runs from base 183 to 2939 and encodes 918 amino acids. Gene Ontology annotation, molecular function: protein kinase activity; ATP binding.
ACCCGGAAGUGGGCUAAUUCGUUGACUAGCGCACUGAGCUAACUCACUUCGUAUGCUACUGGAAGACAUGGGGGCUGUGUUUAACAGCCAACACUGACAGCACCUGCUUCUGGAAGUCCGCACACUGUCGGGAGAACACUUGACUGCUAUUUUCAUCCAACGGUGCCAGGUCAGGCCUGAACAUGGAGUCCAUGCUGAACAAGCUAAAAAGCACUGUCACUAAAGUGACAGCAGAUGUCACCAGCGCCGUCAUGGGCAACCCGGUGACACGUGAGUUUGAGGUUGGACGACAUAUCGCCAGUGGGGGUCCUGGCCUGUGCUGGAGAAUCUACAAUGGCACCAAGAAGUCCACCAAGCAGGAAGUGGCAGUGUUUGUGUUUGAUAAGAAGAUGGUCGACAAGUAUCAGAAGUUUGAGAAGGACCAAAUCAUUGAUUCGCUGAAAAAAGGAGUGCAACAGCUGACCAGACUGCGUCACCCGCGUCUCCUGACUGUGCAGCAUCCUCUGGAAGAGUCACGAGACUGCCUGGCAUUCUGUACAGAGCCGGUGUUUGCGAGCCUGUCCAAUGUGCUGGGCCAGUGGGACAACCUGCCCUGCCCCGUGCCCAACGACAUCAAGGAGUACAAGCUCUUCGACGUGGAGAUCAAAUAUGGCUUGCUACAGAUGUCUGAGGGAAUGGCCUUUCUCCACAGUGGGGUGAAAAUGGUUCAUGGAAACCUGUGUCUAGAGAACAUCAUCCUCAACAAGAGUGGCGCAUGGAAGAUCAUGGGCUUUGACUUUAGCAUCUCCUCCACGAACCCCACAGAAGCUGAGCCUAAGUACACGUGUAAAGAAUGGGAGCCCAACCUUCCGCCCCUCUGCCUCCCCAACCCUGAAUACCUGGCCCCUGAGUAUAUCCUGUCCGUCAGCUGCGACUCUGCCUCUGACAUGUACUCGCUGGGUGUUGUCAUGCACGCUAUCUUCAACGAGGGCAAGCCUGUUUUCCAAGUCAGCAAACAUGACAUAUUUAAGAGCUUCAGCAGGCAGCUGGACCAGCUGAGCACCAUGAGUCCAGCUGUGCUAAACAAAAUCCCAGAGGAUGUGCGGGAGCACGUCAAAAUGCUGCUAAGUGUCACGCCCAACGUCCGUCCUGAUGCUGACCAGAUGACCAAGAUGCCAUUUUUUGACGACGUGGGUGCCGUGACUCUUCAGUACUUUGACUCCCUCUUCCAAAGAGACAACCUUCAGAAGUCUCAGUUCUUUAAAGGCCUCCCCAAAGUGCUGCCCAAACUGCCUAAGAGAGUGGUGGUUUAUCGAAUCUUGCCGGCGUUGACCUCCGAGUUUGUCAACCCGGACAUGGUUCCCUUUGUGCUGCCUAACGUGCUGCUGAUCGCCGAGGACUGCACGAAGGAGGAGUACGUCCGUCUCAUCUUGCCUGACCUCACGCCCGUUUUCAAGCAGCAAGAGCCAGUUCAGGCUAGUAAUAUGAUCCUGCUGAUCUUCCUGCAGAAGAUGGACCUGCUGCUGACCAAAACACCCGAAGGGGACAUCAAGAACAGUGUGUUGCCUAUGGUCUACAGGGCUCUGGAAGCUCCCUCUGUACAGAUCCAGGAGCUGUGCCUGAACAUCAUUCCGACGUUUGCCAACCUGAUUGACUACCCGUCCAUGAAGAACUCCCUCAUCCCCAAAAUCAAAUCGGCCUGCCUCCAGACCUCCUCAUUAGCUGUGCGAGUGAACUCUCUGGUGUGUCUGGGGAAAAUCCUGGAGUAUCUCGACAAGUGGUUUGUCAUCGACGAGAUCCUGCCCUUCCUGCAACAGAUCCCCUCAAGAGAACCAGCAGUCCUCAUGGGCAUUCUGGGAAUCUACAAAUGCACGUACAGCCACAAGAAGCUGGGCAUUCCCAAAGAGAACCUCGCUUCCAAGACCCUGCCCCACCUGGUCUCUCUGAGUAUAGACAACAACCUCAACCUGAAUCAGUUUAACUCAUUCAUGGUGGUUAUACGGGACAUGCUGAGUCGCAUGGAGGCUGAGCACAAGACCAAGCUGGAGCAGCUGCACAUCAUGCAGGAGCAGCAGAGGAGCAUAAACAUUACAAACUCAGGGAACCAAUCAGAGGAAACCAAGAGCCCACCAAGCUCUGGCAGCCAGAUUGAUGAUAUCUUCGGCAGCACGGGGGUUAACGGGAAAGAGAACGGGUCUGCGGCGACCGCCUCGCAGCCUAAUCGAAUGUCGCUGACUUUAGAGGAGAAACAGAGGUUGGCCAAGGAGCAGGAGCAAGCAGUCAAACUGAGGAACCAGCAACCGUUAGCACCACAGACGAUCAAACCGGCCGCCUCCACCAACUCUCAGACUAAGGAUCUGACCAGUAGCCUUCUCAGCAGCAUGACAUCCCUAAACAACCUAUCCAUGGCCAACACUGCACGACCAGCUCCGGCGCAGGGCACCACCAUCGCUGCCUUCCCCACCUCCGGCCCCAUGGUUGGCUCUAUGGGCGCCCCAGUCUCCAAUGGCUUCAAUCCACCCAUGGGCUUCCAGGCGGCGGGCAUGGGGAUGGGCAUGCGGGCCGCUGGCCCCGGCCUCUACGGCGGCAUGGCCACCACCAGCAGCACGCCAAACUUUGGCACAAUCUCACAGAACCACGCGUCCGUGGGACAGACACACAGAGCCCCGGACAUGUCGGCCUUGGACAAUCUUUUUACAUCCAGCAAACCCAAAGUCACCCUCAACCAACUGGGUCCCGCAGCGACGCCUGGAGCCAAUUCCCCGUGGCUCAGUCAGUAUGGUUCAGGCCAGAACCCUCAGACUCAGAUGCAGGGGGUGGGAGGGGCGCCCGCCGCUGGGUUUGGGAUGCAAGCGAACCCCUUUUUCAGCCCGCAGAACUUUUCCCAACCUGCCGCGGCCCCCCCGAAUAUGAAACACGGCGCGUCCGUCAACAGUGACCUGAAAGACUUGUUUGGCUAAGUCGAACUAAAAAGACGCCAGUUUCAUGUCUGUUGUUUUAAUACCUUUUGGACAGAAGAGCCUCGAGUUCUCACAGAAAGAAAAGAUUUAUUGAAUGUGAAGAUGUGAAAAAUCCUUUCAACGAUUGUCGCCGUCUGUGUUUUUAAAUCGGGUUCAAAAUUUGACUCUCGCUCACAUUCUGCUGCACUUAUAUUUCCGUAUUUCCAUAUUUCCAUCUGCGAUUAACCGGAGAGACAGAAAUGUUUGCGUCUGGAACUUCUUCUAUACUGUGUUCUUUUAAAUGCUGGGCGUUUCCCUAUCUGAACGUAGUAUCUCUUAUCCUUGCAGCAAGAUUAUUUCUUGGGUUUGUUCUUAGUUAAACAAAUAGUUUUGAUAGUUUUUUUUUUUUCCCCCUUAACCCUCAAAAGUUAUGUUUUUCCGUGGACGUCGACGUGACUAUGAUUGUUCAGCCCUAAUCCGAACAGAUUUGCUUGAAAACAAAACAAAUAACAGCAUACACCAAAACAAAGGUGGACAGCGAAGCGGACGACCCCUCUGCAGUCCGUCUCCAUGGUAACUGUGUCUCUAAAUCUGUUUGUCGCUCGUUUUCCAUUGCGAUAUUAUAGACUGUGCAUACAAAGGUUUGAAAUUUGAACGCAGUCUCCGGGUUAGAAAAUGGAAGCGACCAGGCUUGCUGUUAGAAAGAUACCAGUUGUCAGUCGUGCUCGUAUCUGCUGUUUUUCGUCUUCUGCUUUGCUCUAAAUGGGGACACGUCUUACAAAAGUGGACACGUUUGAUGGAGAAAAGCUGGAACUUGGAGAAUGAGACCAUCAUUUCCUCAGGAAAAUGUCGGCGGACAUUUAUAAAUCAAGUGGGAAGAGGAAGAAGAAGCUUAUUUUCCCGUAGACUUCCAUUCAAACUUCACUGUUCUUUUUUUCAGCAGAGUCGCCCCCUGGUGGCUAUUUCUGUAUUCUUACGUCCAGAUUCUCCUGGAAAAGUUGCGAAGUAGAAGACUAUGAAGACUAAUGUUUUACAUCUGUCUGUUUAGGAAGUCUAUGGUAAAAAGAAAAAAAACGGCGAAAAUGUGAUAUUUGCAUAGUUCACGGACCUGCGCGUUGCUCAAGGACUCUAUGGCGCCCUCCCCCCCCCCAAGGUGAAAACAGAGGCAAAAUUGAAUUUGACCGAAUUUUGCGAAACUUGGUGGGAAGGUGUUAUAGACCAAGACGAACAAAAAAGUCGAUCGCAACCAUGGCCACAACGCAACGGGAAGUCAGCCAUUUGGGAUUUUGGCGAUUUGCACCCUAUGUAAAUGAGCAAACUCGUCCAAACGCGUUUGUCGUACAUAAAAAAAAAAAUAAUUUCAGAAAUAAUUCCAGUUUCAGAAAGUGACGCCGGUCAGUUCGCAAAUCUCAAUGCUGAACAACAGGAAUUGAUUUCGCAGCCUUGUUUGACGUUUAAGCGACAGUUUGUUGACCUUUUCUAAAGAUGCAGUAUGAGUGACUUGCGUGGCUGAUGGUGGGUUAGAAUGUGUGGGGAAUUCUGUCCGUGCCGAGAUGCUGACAGCGAUACGGCGGGCGGAGAAACGUUUGCAUGUCGUCGCCGUUUCUGUUGGAAGGAGAUCUUUUGUUUUCAUUUCAGCACCUUUCUUUCGGCUGUCACGGGGACCAGCGCUGGCAACACAUUGUGAAGUGUAAAUAUUUAGUCUGUUUAUUUAAAUUCUAUUGCCCUGUGAGGACCUGUGCAUUUGUUUUUUUACAAUGUUCUGGCGACAAUGGUUAAGAGGCCUUAGGUGAGUCAUGUGCAAUAAUCCUUGUUGGUAGAUUUUGAUUGGCAUCCCUUCAUCUCCGCUAACCUACGGAAACUUUAUACGUCUUGCUGAUUUUUGACAAGUUUAACGUCUUUUAUUGGUCCUUCGUCUUCAGCAGCAUGGCUGUGUUAAGCUUUUGUCAUGUUGCAGUUUUUGGUCAUACAGGAAACCAUGUAAUCUGGUCAUUAUUGUUCGUAGAUCAACGCGCACCGUUGCACAUUUUAAUUUUCUUUGGAGUACAGUACCCUGGCAGAACCCCAAAGCAGAAAACAAAAUUCUUAUUCUUCUACAGACUUGUUUGUAUACUACUUCUGUCUUCUGUGUGUUGUGUGUGUGGCCUGUGUUUUGUGUGUUGAGGUGCUCGUCUCUGCAGGGGGUUGAAUCUGUACAUAUAAAGCAAAGUACACAAUCUAA